CUUUGACGGAGGACGAGGUUCGUCAGCAUCUCGCCUACGCCGGCCCUAUCACAGAGCUCCAAGUGCCGAUGAACGCGGACCAGAACCGCAUCGCGGGCUAUGCCUUCGUCCGCUACACCACGGGCGACGGCACGCAGUCGUGCUUGCAGUGGGACCGCACCAUGUAUGCGGGUAGGGAGUUCCGCGUCGAACGCGCCAAGAACCAGGCCCCGCCGCUAGCGAUCAUGGACCGCCCGGCCUGUUAGGGAGUUCCCGCGUGCCCCUCCCCGUAGCCGUCGUCUGCCCGCUCUGGCGGGGGUGCAGAGAGCGACCGGGCGCUCGAUUUUGGACUCUC
Molecule: messenger RNA, 334 nt
Organism: Prorocentrum cordatum
Lineage: Eukaryota; Dinophyceae; Prorocentrales; Prorocentraceae
Source: the annotation of a GenBank genome assembly